UCGCAAACUCAUCUCUCACUAAGUGAAAUGACCAUGAGAAUGAGACCAUGAGUGCAGCCUUCGAGCGUCCAUGUUUAACGCAUGCUAUGACCGACGCACGUGGCGGCGCGCCACCAUGGCAACCCAGUAACAUCGAUAUAACAAGUAUUUUUGUGCAUAACCGAAAAUGUCCAACAAACCCAAACGACUGCUGGAAAGAUACGAAGUUUUGUUGGAACAUCUAGAUUUCGAGUACAUUCGUCAGUGCAAUGAUGAGCGAGAGCUGGAGAAAAUAGUGAAAAUUCUUCGUUCUGGAGAGGAAGGAUAUUUUCCUCAGCUAACCUCGUUUGCCGAACAAUCUUUGCAAACACUGAAUCCCAACAGUAAAGUUCUACGAAAGGAAACCCCACUGGGCACCAAAGAGAGUGUGCCAACUGAUUCCUGGCAGCAAAUAAAUUUGGAUUUAAAGCAGUGGGAAACCAACAUAACGGCUGCUCACGAGCGAAUUCUGGAUAGGAAACAUGUACCGUUGCUUUCUAUUCCUCCGAUUCGAAAUAGUUCCUCUAAUAUAGAAAGCCAAAAAACUUCUAGCGUAAUUGUUGAAAAGCCACGCUACUGUGACUAUCGAAGUUGGGAUCAGUACGAUCCCGAUACCGAAAUGUUGAAAAUGGAUCUUAGCGAGGAACGACACCGAGAAUUACUAGUUCAGAAGCGUAACGAUGAGAGCAUUGAUCGCAGCGAGGUCGAUUUGGAGGCCGACACUCUGCGGGAACUUUCCGAGCCUGAACGGGAAACAUUGGCGGGAAAAUUGCGGGAAAAAGGAAACGACUAUUUCAGAGCCAAAGAAUUUGAUAGUGCCCUCAAGGAGUAUAGCGCCAGUAUCACCGCUUUUCCAACUGCGGCAUGCUUCAACAAUCGCGCAAUUACUUACAUAAAGCAAACGAGGUAUACCGAAGCGAUCGCAGAUUGCGAUUCGUGUUUGAAACUAGAACCAAACAAUUUGAAAGCUCUCCUUCGGAAAGGUGAAGCUUUGUUUAGCAGCCGAAGGAAUCGUGAGGCAUAUCAAAUAUACUGCAGAGUAUUGUUGCUAGACGCCACCAACGCGAUAGCUGUGAAGCGCAUUAACAUUAUUCAACAGCAAAUUUUUGAUUUACCCCCAGUAAAUGCACACCAAAUUAUCAUAGAAGAUGUGCGAAACGAUGCUAACGAAGAAAACGACUAUGCCGCUCUUAUUAAACCUAAAAAGAUAACCAAGGAUAAACUUCCCAACGCGAUCAAGCUUCUGGAGAAAGAAACAGCAAAGAUGGUCCGAAAUCACGCGACCGAAAGCCAACAAAGCGUUGAAAUCCUCAACGAAAACUCCCGGAAGUCCAAAGUCGGCGCGAAAAAAUCUCUGAUCGAAGAACUGUAGAUUAUAGCUUUAUUGGAAUAAUGCUUAUUAAAUUAUAAUAAAAUAGAGGCACCUGGUAAUGCAUUUCGAAAUGAUA
Molecule: messenger RNA, 1466 nt
Organism: Wyeomyia smithii (pitcher-plant mosquito)
Lineage: Eukaryota; Metazoa; Arthropoda; Insecta; Diptera; Culicidae
Gene: Spag1
Product: sperm-associated antigen 1
Exons: 3
Coding region: 167-1390 (407 amino acids)
Cellular component (GO): mitochondrion; cytosol
Molecular function (GO): heat shock protein binding
Source: RefSeq, a predicted model, not a curated record